Messenger RNA from Lacerta agilis (Sand lizard), 2011 nucleotides. Its product is annotated as zinc finger and SCAN domain-containing protein 31-like. The record is from RefSeq and is a predicted model, not a curated record. The coding region runs from base 204 to 1904 and encodes 566 amino acids. Gene Ontology annotation, biological process: regulation of transcription by RNA polymerase II. Gene Ontology annotation, molecular function: DNA-binding transcription factor activity, RNA polymerase II-specific; RNA polymerase II cis-regulatory region sequence-specific DNA binding. Lineage: Eukaryota; Metazoa; Chordata; Lepidosauria; Squamata; Lacertidae. The transcript has 4 exons.
GACUCAUCUUCCUCGCUGGAGGGGUCAGAAUGGCUCCUUUGCAGCUUUGAGCAGGGUGAAAGGGCUUCCAGUUACGGACUUCAAGAAAGUAUCUCUGAAGUAUCUCUGGAGAUUGAUUCAGGCGCAGGUUAAGCGUUUCUCUUGCCUCUUGCUGCGAGAUUUGAAGGUUGACUUCAACUCGGCUCUCCCCCCGUCAGAAUAAAAUGACUACAGAUUAUGAAUCGUCAUCAGCCUUUGGUCUCCAGUUUCAGGAUGUGCAGAUGGGACUUAAAAGGGAGACCCAGGAUGAGCCGGCAGCUGCCCCCCAGCCAGGAUCUGAGGAAAUGGGAGAAGCUUUUCAGCAUCAGUGGACAGCCUUAUCUGUUAAAGCCGAACCAGAUGUGGGUCUGUGGUCCCACCAAUAUGAAGCUCAGUUGCAGGAGCUCGUGAAGACAAAUCAGGCCCCUUGCUCCAGACAGGGAAUCCCACCGCUGCCAGAAACUGUUCUUUGCGUUGAUGCCAAAGUAGUUGCAGCAAAGCAAUUGGCCCAAAUCCUGCCAUGUGCUCAGAAACCAAGUCAACAGGCCCGUGACAGGCUGGACUCCAUGGCGCAAGGAGGAGGCCACAAGAGAGAAAGACACGAUAUCCUGAACGAGGAGGCCGCCGUCAGCUCAGGUGUACCCUGCCAACACUUUAGGCAGCUCAGGUACCGGGAGACCGAGGGCCCCCGAGAGGUUUGCAGCCAGCUACGGGAUCUUUGUCAUCGGUGGCUGAAGCCGGAGAGGAACACCAAGGAGCAGAUCCUGGAGCUGGUGAUCCUGGAGCAGUUCCUGGCCGUCCUCCCUCAGGAAAUGGAGAGCUGGGUGAAGGAACAUGGCCCAGAGACCUGUUCCCAGGCGGUAGACCUGGCAGAAGAUUUCCUGCUGAGGCAGCAAGAUGCUAAGAAAGAGGAAGAACAGGAGCACUUUCACGUGAUCACAGUCAGCUUCCCAGGCGAUGAACAGACUUUGUUGGAAACCUCACAGAGCCAGUCCCACAGGGAGAUCAAGCAGGAGGAUGAAAGGGAUUCCAGCUCCCCAACAGGUGACGAACACAUGAAUGGGAUGCAUUUGGAGGAAGCCGAGCUUCGAAAGCCGAAGAAAAGCUCAGGAGAUCAACGUGGAUCAAACAAGCGGAAAGAAAAAACAACGCAGAGGCGGAGAGAGAACUCUGUUCUUUGUCAGGCAGGUGGUAUUGGAGGUCAACUGAGAAUCCCCACAGGAGAGAGCAGGGACAUGUGUGAGGAAAGCUCGAGUGAUGCUACAGGCCACGAUGCAUUCUUAGGAGACGAGCCUUAUACGUGCUCCGCCUGUGGGAAAGCCUUCCGUCUCAAGUCAAGCCUCAAAAGACACUGGAGAAGCCACACGGGCGAGAAGCCGUACACCUGCUUAGAUUGCGGGCGGAGCUUCAGCUGGAGGAGCAGCCUCACCACACAUCAGAGAACCCACAUGAGCGAAAAGCAGUACAAAUGCUCCAAGUGCGGGAAGACCUUCCGCUGGAGCCAGAACCUCACGAGGCACUGGAGCAUCCACACCGGGGAGAAGCCGUACAAGUGCUCCGACUGCGGGAGCAGCUUCAACCGGAGCCAGAACCUCAUCACUCAUCGGAGAAUCCACACGGGAGAGAAGCCGUACAAGUGCUCGGAGUGCGGGAGCACCUUCAACCGGAGCCAGAGCCUGAUCACGCACCAGAAGACGCACGCGGGAGAGAAGCUGUACAUCUGCUCGGACUGCGGGAAGACCUUCAACCGGAGCCAGAGCCUCAUUGCUCAUCAGAGACUCCACACGGGGGAGAAACUCUACAUGCUCCGGAUGAAAGGAGAGCUUGCGGGGAAAAUGCAGCCCCCUCAGACACGGGUGGAUUCGCACACUACGGACAUGAUAUAGUAGGGUUGCCAUAUUCCAAAAAGCGAAAAUCCAGACACAAAUGUUGUUGAGCAAGAUCUCCGGGCAAAAAAAGAGAAUGUUUUAAAGCUAUUUUUUAGGAAAUUUGC